This is a messenger RNA of Pantherophis guttatus, 634 nucleotides long. It is a transcript of the gene EFCAB10, whose product is annotated as EF-hand calcium binding domain 10. Gene Ontology annotation, molecular function: calcium ion binding. Lineage: Eukaryota; Metazoa; Chordata; Lepidosauria; Squamata; Colubridae. The record is from RefSeq and is a predicted model, not a curated record.
GUCACUCUGCGCGGCGCGUCCUGGCCCGGGUCGUCGCCUAGCAACGGCGAGAUGGACCGAGAAACGGAAGGCCGCGAAUACUUGGCCCAGCACAAAAUCCCGGAGCUUUUGUAUAGUUUAACCUCAUUGCUGCUCUACCACCGGCCGGAGAGACCGCGAGAAUUUUUGAUAAAGACAUUGGAAAAAGUAAAGAUUGCCAAAGCGACAAGCGAUGAUUAUCCCAACCUUAUGGACGAAUCAAACUUGGAUGCAAUGUUCGAUAUGAUAGAUAUCGGGGGCGAAGGCUACAUAAAUGUAAUACAGUACAAAGGAGCACUUGAGUCUCUGGGAUUGAGUAGCCAGGAUGUACCUUAUAAAGAAAAUGAUAUAAUUACAUCAAAGGUCUUCAAAGAAAAUGUGACGAAAAAAUUUACUGAGCUGUGGAAAACAGUCUAAUCCUGAAUAUUUUCACCUGGAAUACUUUAUAUAUAUAUAUUUUAAUUUCUGGAAAAAAAGCUAGCAAUUUCAUUUAUAUGUAAUGGCCUUCACUUGUACUAAUUGUAUCAUCACUGAAGCAUUUCCUGCAUUUCAGAAUCUUCAAAACUGUUAUCCAUACUGAAUUUGCUAAAUAAAUAAUGGGAGUAUUAGCCAAACA